AUGAUCACCCCAGAGCUGCGUGAUGCGAGGCAUGGUAACCGGAUAUGCAGGAAAAUACAAAGAGGAAAUCUUGGAAGCCUUCAAAGAGAAGGAAAACACAAACCAGAUGAACCCUAAGAAACCGAAAAUCCUCCUCUGGAUGUUCACAAAUUGAAAAAAGGCUGGAUGGGGCACCUUUGUAUGUAUCUCUCGCUCAUACUGACCAUUGCCAUACUAGCAACAAAACUUUCAAAGUGUUCCCGAACUAUGGCAUGUGAGGAUGAAUGGAUUGGAUUAAGAAAAAAGUGUUUCUAUUUUUCCAGUGAUACCAAAAAUUGGACAGCCAGCAAAAGAUUCUGCAGUUCACAGGGAUCAGAACUUGCUCAUAUUGAUACACGAGAGGAUAUGGAUUUUUUGAGGAAGCAUGCAGGAACUUCUAUGCACUGGAUCGGAUUGAACAGAAAACAAGGAGAGUCUUGGAAGUGGACCAAUGGCACCAUAUUCAAUCCUUGGUUGGAAAUUAGUGGGAAUGGAUCCUUUGCAUUUCUGAAUGCUGACGGAGUCCGUAGUUCUAGGGGAUUUAUUGAUAUCAAGUGGAUUUGCAGCAAACCUAAGUUUUAA
Molecule: messenger RNA, 600 nt
Organism: Lynx canadensis (Canada lynx)
Lineage: Eukaryota; Metazoa; Chordata; Mammalia; Carnivora; Felidae
Gene: CLEC2A
Product: C-type lectin domain family 2 member A
Source: RefSeq, a predicted model, not a curated record